This is a messenger RNA of Astrephomene gubernaculifera, 789 nucleotides long. The record is from the annotation of a GenBank genome assembly. NCBI's taxonomy places the organism in Eukaryota, Viridiplantae, Chlorophyta, Chlorophyceae, Chlamydomonadales, Astrephomenaceae.
GCCUUGUUAACCACUCCUUAACACUUUGACUAUCAUUAACUAAUCGGAAACCUGUGAUGCAAGUAUCAAGGCUACAAUCGCUGGCCCGCAAUGGCUUGCGGGCCGUCCUUAUGCCAGUACUAGAGACUAGUCCUUUAGUAGCCGAUCCAUUGGCGGCAGCUUCCUUGAGCCUGGCUCGCAGCGAGGGUGUUCCGAGCACAUCCGGCACGUCGGCUGGCUGCAACUGGCAAUCGACAGCCAGCUGCGGAGGCUUGAGCUGGGUGCAUGGACGUUGUAUCAGCACAACUUCUCCAGCAGCAGCAGCGGCUUCAAAAAAGGGCUCAGGCAAGCGGCAAUCAGCCCCUGGGGUGGAGGAGCAGGACCCUGGCUUAAUUAAAGUAAUCUUGCGCAAGGACAACCGAAGCCUGGGCCGGCGGGGCGACGUCGUGCUCGUCAAGCGCGGCCUCAUGCGGCACGAACUGUACCCCAAGGGGGAAGCCGCGUACGCGACGCCGGAGAACAUUGCUAAAUACGCUCUGACGAAGGCGGAGGCGGAGUCGCAGUCUGAGGACCAGGAGGGCGCCCUGGAGAAGCUGCUCAAGGCGCUGGACAGGAAGUCGGUGAUCGUCACGCGGCGCCCCCUGGGAGCCGACUCGGAGCACUUCGCCGACCCCGCCGUGUCGCCCCGACUGGUUCUGGAGGCGGUGGAGCGGCAGCUGGGCAUCCGCCUGCACAGCAGCCACCUGCUGCUGGACGGAAAGAUCGAUUCGUACGGCACUUACAAGGUGCCGCUGAACCUGCGCCUCACCA